UUUCGCUUUGUUUCUUCCUCUCUCUCUCUUUCUCUCGCCCGGCGGCAGAUCCGAGUGAACGUGUUGGACAAGAACGAUAGCCCACCGACAUUUCGUGACGUUCCGUUGGUCUUUUCCGUGUCAGAAGAUUUGGCCGUAGGACAGACGGUAGCCCAGAUAGCUGCAACCGAUCCGGAUACGCUGGGCACCUUGGAGUACUCGCUGGUGAAAGGUGACACCGGCAAGUUCCUGCUGGAGAAAAGCACCGGUCUGUUGAAGCUGCGCGAUACGCUAGAUCGAGAAACCGAGGACACUUACCGGCUGGUGGUCAGCGUUACCGAUGGCGUCCAAAGCACCGAAACUACUGUUACGGUACAGGUCACCGACACCAACGACAACCCGCCGUCGUUUUCCGAGGCAGCGUACUCGUUCGACAUUCCGGAGAAUGCGGCCCGUGGCUUCCAGGUCGGUAUGAUUUCCGCCAGCGAUCCGGACCUGGGGACGAACGCCGCCGUCACCUACACCGUCAUUUCAGACUGGGCCAACGAUGUGUUCUCGCUCAAUCCGCAAACCGGGAUCUUCACGCUGACGGCGCGCUUGGACUACGAGGAGGUACAACACUACAUUCUGGUGGUGCAAGCGCAAGACAACGGGCACCCGAGCCUGUCCAGCACGCUGACCGUGUACUGCAAUGUGAUUGAUCUGAACGAUAAUGCUCCGAUUUUCGACCCGAUGAGCUACUCCAACGAAAUCUUCGAAAACGUUCCAGUCAGCACCGAUGUGGUAACGGUCAGCGCCACCGACACCGAUUCCGGAGUUAAUGGACGUGUCCAUUACAGCAUCAGCGCGGGCGAUGACAAUGAGGACUUCGAAAUCCUGAACAACGGUACGAUCCGCACUCGAAGACUGUUGGAUCGCGAGACGAAGGCCAGCUACAAUCUGAUCGUAACGGCCCGGGACAACGCCCGGGAACCGGAGAAGCAGCUUUCGUCCACCGUGCAGGUCACCAUCGUCCUCAAAGACGUCAACGACAUGGCUCCAGAGUUUGUCACUCCCAACGAAACCAGCGUGGCCGAGAACAUUCCCCUGAACACGGUGAUCAUGGCUGUGAAGGCCGUCGAUCGUGAUGAAGGUCGCAACGGGUACGUCGAAUACGCCCUGGACCCGAACGUGCAGACUCCAUUCACGGUGGGUCCGGCCGACGGGCUGCUCCGUGUGUCCGGGCGGUUAGACCGGGAAACCAAAUCCAGCUACGAGCUUACGAUCACCGCCAAGGAUCGAGGCGAACCACCGAAAGCCACUCAGUCCAAAAUUACCGUCCACGUGUUGGACGAGAACGAUAAUAGUCCGAUCUUUGACCCCAAGCAGUAUAGUGCUGCUAUAGCGGAGAAUGCCAGCAUUGGGGCUAGCGUUCUGCAGGUUUCCGCCACCGACAUCGACGAGGGCGCUAAUGGACGGGUCCGUUUCUCGAUUGCGGCCGGCGACGACAAUCGAGACUUCACCAUCAGCGAGGACAGUGGCGUAGUUCGGGUGGCCAAGAAUCUCAACUACGAACGCAAAUCGCACUACACCGUAACCGUCAGGGCCGAGGAUUCCGCCAGCGAUACGGAAAAUGGCGAAGUGCGCUUCGAUACGGCCAAGCUGUCCAUCACUAUCACGGACAUCAACGAUAACCCGCCGACGUUUCUGGACUCGCCGUACCUCGCUUACGUGAUGGAAAAUGUCAUCCCACCGAACGGAGGAUACGUCAUUACGGUGAAAGCCUACGAUGCCGAUACGCCACCGUUCAACUCGCAGGUUCGUUACUUUCUCAAGGAAGGCGAUACGGACUUUUUCAAAAUCAACGCAUCGACCGGUGAAAUCUCACUGCUGCGGGCGCUCGACCGGGAAAUGCAGGCCGAGUACAUCCUGACACUGGUGGCAAUGGAUACCGGAUCCCCUCCGCUUACUGGAACAGGCACUGUUCGCGUUAUCGUACAAGAUAUGAACGAUCAUAGCCCGGAGUUUGAACGCCAGAGUUACCAUGCUACCGUUUCGGAGAAUCUUCCGCCCGGUACCAAAGUCCUUCGUCCACAAGCCAGCGACAAAGACACCGGAUUGAACGCCAAAAUCCGAUACACCCUAUUGGGAGAACACUCGAAGCGAUUCGUCGUAGAUCAAGACUCGGGAGAGAUUUCCACUGCCAGCACCCUCGAUCGCGAAGAGAUCCCACAGUACCAUUUCACCUUGAUGGCCCAGGACAGCUCAACCACAGAACCACGGGCAACUGUCGUCAAUCUCACCAUCACCGUAUCCGACAUGAACGACAACAGUCCAGCAUUUGAUUCUGCUAGCUUCCAUGUCAACAUUCCCGAUCGUAUCAAGCGCAAUCAGUUUGUGUUUGGCGCCAAAGCCAUCGAUCUGGACGAAGGCAUCAACUCCCGUAUUUCCUACUCGAUCAGCGGAGCGGAUACGAACAAGUUCCGCAUCAAUGAAAACACCGGAGUCAUCGAGGCAUCCGUCGAACUGUCCCUCCCGGGACAGAACGCCGAUCGAGUUUUCAGUCUCAUCAUUGAAGCUCGCGAUCAAGGCUACGAUCAAAAAUCAACGAAAGCUGAACUGACCAUCGCGUUGAAAUCUGCUCACCUGUUUCCAGUUUUCUCGUACUUGUCGGAAACUCAGUUCAUUCUACCGGAAGAUAUCGCUGAUGGUAAAGUAGUGACUAAAAUAUCCGCCACAUCACCCAAAAAGGGUCCCGCAGGAAACAUCAGAUAUGCUAUUGCCGGUGGAAACAUCGGCGAUGCUCUGAGGAUCGAUCCCAACACGGGCGAGGUAGCGGUCAACAAGGGUGGACUCGAUUACGAAACCAACCAACAAUACGAAGUAUGGAUCGAAGCGGCUGAUUCAGACAGGCCCAGUCUACGAAGCGUAAUGCAACUGGUUAUCAACGUUACCGACGCGAACGACAAUGCUCCGGAGAUGGAAAAGCAGGUCUACACGGCUGAAGUCAUGGAGGAAGAAUCACCCGGGUCAUUUGUAAUAAAAGUACAAGCCACAGAUGCGGACACUGAAGAGAACGGACAACUAACGUAUAGUUUGAAGGAUGAUUUCGAUAGCUUCGAAAUCAACAGCGAUACUGGUGAGAUCUACACGACAACGAGACUAGAUCGGGAGGAUAUUCCACGCUACGUGCUCAUUGUGGAAGCAGUCGAUCAAGGCGUGCCCCAACUCACGGGAAGCGCUACUGUUCUGGUCAACGUGCUAGACAAAAAUGAUAAUCCGCCGAAAUUCACUCGUCUAUUCAGUGUCAACGUGACAGAGAACGCCGAAAUCGGAAUAUUUGUCAUCAAGAUCACCUCUUCCGAUUCGGACAUUGGAAUCAACGCAAAUGCAACGUACAUUUUCACGGAAAACAUCGGCAAUAAAUUUAUGAUUGACUCCACAACCGGAAACGUUACUGUAGCUGGACAUCUUGAUCGUGAACAGCAAGACGAAUACAUACUCAAAGUUGCUGCCGUAGAUGGAGCUUGGAGAGCCGAAACACCGCUCACAAUCACCAUCCAAGAUCAGAACGAUAAUGCUCCCGAGUUUGAGCACAGUUACUACAGCUUCAACUUCCCCGAGCUUCAAAAACCUGUAACUUUCGUCGGCCAAGUAAUAGCCACCGAUCGCGACAAGCAUGGUCCCAACUCAGUGAUAUCCUACUCGCUUCAACAACCAUCGGACAUGUUCUCAAUCGACCCCGCCACCGGAGAAAUCUUCAGCAAACGAACCAUCCACUACAAACACACUCAGCUGGAAUCUUCCCCGGAGAACAUGUUCAGUUUAACCGUUCUCGCCACCGACAACGGCAAGCCACCGAUGUACUCGGAAUGCCUCAUCAACAUCAAUGUGGUCGAUGCCAACAACAAUCCUCCGGUGUUCGUACAACGUGAGUACCUCUCACCGGCACCAGAGGGCGCCAUUGUUGGACAGAAGAUAGUCCAGCUAGUCGCACGUGACGAACUUGACUUUGGAGUCAACGCCGAAAUUGAAUACGUUGUCACCGGGGGUAAUGGAACCAGCAACUUUGUUGUCAACAAAAACGAUGGAUGGAUCAUUGUGAGCAGUACACUGACCGAGAGUCCUGGCAGGGUUUACACUCUAAACGUACGCGCUGUGGACAAGGGUGUUCCUCCUCAGCAAGAUGAAGUUGUGGUGACGAUCAUCAUCACCGGCCUGAACAAAUUUGCUCCGGUGUUCCAAAGUCCGUCGUAUCAGGUGAUUGUACCGGAAAGUGAGCCCAUCGGAUCUACGAUCUUGACUGUAAGUGCUCCGGAUAACGAUGACGGCCCGAAUGGAAUGGUACGCUAUGCCAUCACCGGAGGGAAUGAGCGAAAGGAGUUCGCCGUCGAUAGUGCUUCCGGUGCCAUCACUAUCCUUCAACCGCUGGAUUACGAUCUUAUCCAAAUCUACCAACUGAACAUUACGGCGGAAGAUUUGGGUUUCAAACCGAAAAAAUCCAUGGCCAUGAUCACGGUAACGCUAACCGACAUCAACGACAAUGCUCCAACGUUCAACCAAACCGAGUAUGAUGCCUUCCUUCCGGAAAAUUCCCCACCGAAGACGUUCGUCUACAAAGCGGUUGCCCAUGAUCGCGAUUCGCCCAAAAACGCCAUCAUCCAUUACUCGAUCAUUGGCGGAACGGGACGAGAUUUGUUCUCGAUCGAAACCGUCACGGGAAUUAUCAGAUCUAAAGCCACUUUCGAUUACGAAGAACACAACCGUUAUACGCUGGAAGUUAUGGCUAUGAACCCCGAUUCACCAAUGAAGAAUAAAACGAAAGUGAUCGUACAUAUAACGGGGGUGAACGAAUUCUAUCCCAAAUUCAUUCAACCAGUGUUUCACUUUGAUGUAUCUGAAUCCGCCGAAGUCGGAUCGAACGUGGGCAUCAUUCAGGCUACGGACAAAGACGCUGGAGAAGACGGAAAGGUGUACUACUUGUUGGUAGGAUCGAGUAACGAUAAAGGAUUUAGCAUUCACCCGGAAACUGGAGUGAUGGUCGUCUCAAGGAACCUAGAUCGCGAAACACAAUCGCGUGUUGUGCUUACGGUAUUGGCUAAGAACUUUGGAGGAAUACGAGGCAAUGACACCGACGAAGCUCAGGUUAUCAUAUCCAUUCAGGAUGGGAAUGACCCACCGGAAUUUCUACUCGAUUUUUACGAGGCUAAUGUUUCGGAAGGCGCUCAAGUUGGAACGCGAAUCAUCACAGUAAAAGCCGUUGACAAAGAUGUACGGCCGCAGAAUAACCAGUUCAGUUACUCGAUCAUCGGAGGUAACAAUGAUCACUCCUUCAAAAUUGAUCCUCAAACAGGUCAGAUUGAAACAUCCCGAAUGCUUGAUCGUGAGACCAUACCAAUCCACAAGUUAAUUCUUGGAGCUAUUGAUACAGGAUCACCACCACAGACGGGAACCACGACGGUUAAGAUUACCGUAACCGAUAUCAAUGACAACGGACCGACGUUCGAUACUAAGGACACUGUUGGAACAGUGCUAGAAAAUGAACCUCCACACACAGUGAUCAUGACGCUUGCAGCGAGUGAUCCCGAUCUACCACCAAAUGGAGCACCCUUCACCUACAACUUGGUCGGAGGACGGCAUACAUCACUGGUCACACUUGAAAAGCAUUCCGGAGUUCUGAAGACAUCGCGGAGCAUUGAUCGCGAAACGACGCCACAGCUUGAGUUACUCGUUGAAGUAGAAGAUAAUGGUUCACCCAAAAUGAGAACUCAACAUACAAUUACUGUGAACGUUUUGGAUCAAAAUGAUAGUCCAUCGACUCCAAGGAUUGUGCAUGUUCUGGUUUAUGUGUUCAACAACCAAAUCAACGGAGACAUUGCCAACGUACAUCCAAACGAUCCAGACACAACAGGAGAUUAUCGAUGUAAAAUUUUGAGUGAUCUCAACAAAAAUCCAAUAACAACUUUCACCAUAAGCUCAGGGUGUAAACUCAGGCCAACCUCGGCGUCACUUCCUAGCAAUGGGCAUAGUUUCCUGGUGUCCGGGAAUGAUGGAAGACACGCGGAUGUUGUGUCCACCGUUAGCGUAGAGUUCCUUCGAUUGGACAAUGUCACUGUGGAAAACUCGAUCACCAUUCGAAUAGAAAACAUGACCAGCAGCCGAUUCUUGGCUAACUAUUACAGGAACUUCAUAGACAUUCUCAAAUCCUCGAUCGAAAACUCCGAUGAACUGAUCGUUUACAGCUUGCUUGAUGUCGAAAAAGCAACAGAUAUUUCAGUUGCCGUGUCGAACAGCAACAAGGGAUUCCGAUCGAAGAAAUACAUGAGCGAGCGAUUUAGUAAGAAGCAGGACGCGAUCAAUCUCCUACUACAGAGCUCCAAGAUCACAAUAGACUUCAUACCGUGUGAUACAAACACUUGCGACAACGGUGGCAUUUGCUACGAGAAAAUCAACGUCUACGAGGAUGUUCAAAUCACGGACAGUCAGUCGUUGAUCUUCACAUCGCCCUUGGUGAAACACGACUUCAGAUGUAAGUGUUCCGAUGGUUACACGGGCCAGAAAUGCGACAAGCGACAGGAUCCUUGCUCACCGAAUCCAUGUCAAGCUGGAGGGCAAUGCCGACGACAGGGCUACGAUUUCCAAUGCUCGUGUCCUCCCAAUCGAGAAGGCAAAUUCUGUCAAUUGGAACGCGGAGAUAUCUGCUCAAGUAGUCCCUGUAAAAACGGUGGUUCAUGUCGGGAGAGCUCGGAUGGGUCAUCGUUUUUCUGCCUUUGUCGGCCAGGCUAUAGAGGAAAUCAGUGUGAAGCCGUUGCCGAUUCAUGCCGGCCCAAUCCAUGCCUGCAUGGUGGAUUAUGUGUGAGCUUGAAGCCGGGCUACAAGUGCAGCUGCGUAGAUGGACGAUACGGAAGGCAUUGCGAAAAGUCAACUUUCGGAUUCAAGGAACUAUCGUACAUGGCGUUUCCUGCGCUGGACUCGGCUACAAAUGACAUUUCGGUGAUCUUUGCUACGACCAAACCGGACGCUCUUUUAAUCUACAAUUACGGCAUUCAAAGCGGCGGUCGAUCAGACUUUGUCGCAAUGGAAAUCGUCAGCGGACGAGCGGUGUUCUCUUUCGGAGGUGCACGAACGGCCAUCACUUCGCUGGUUGUGGGUCAAGGAGCUUCUAGCGGGAAUAAUAUAUCCAACGGAAAGUGGCAUAAGAUCACGGCGACGAGGAAUGGACGAGUCAUGUCCCUGAGCGUUUCCAAAUGCUCAGAAAACGGUGACUUCUGCGAAGAUUGUAGACCUGGAGAUUCAACGUGCUACGCGGACGACACCGGUCCCACUGGAACGCUAAACUUCAACAAACAUUCCCUGUUGGUGGGAGGACUUGCAUCAGCGGAUCCCGUUUUGGAACGACCCGGCCAGGUUCACUCCGAUGAUCUUGUGGGUUGCGUGCAUAGUGUUUCAAUCAACGGCAGAGCGCUAAAUCUGAGCGCUCCCAUCAAGUCAUUUGGCGUCGAAUCUACGUGUAGACGAAGCAGUAAUGGAGGACCAUGCAGUCUCGGACUACCCGAUGAUCCGGCCCAUCCUCUGUGCGGUCCGUUUGGACAAUGCAUGGAUCGCUGGCACACGGCCAUGUGCCGUUGCGGUGGAACCAUUCUUUCGCCGGACUGCUCGAAUUCUCUGGAGCACUAUUCGAUUGCGGAUGGUGGAUUCAUAGAGUUUGAAAUAUCUGAAAAGCACAAACGAAUGCAGUUGCUGGAGAACAUCUACAGUGGGAAAAAUAUCUGGAGUUACGAUGUAACGCGGAACAAACGCUAUUCGAUUAAAACGGAAAACAUUUCCAGUUUGACCAUAGCUGAGGAUCCUCCGAAGUACAUGAGUAUUCUGUUCAAGACCAACAAACCGAAUGGCCUGUUGAUUUACGCUGCCACCAAUAAACAUUACACAUCAAUAGAACUGAAGAAUGGUAAAAUCUUCUACAACUCACAUCAAGCUUCAUAUGUGAACAUAACGGCGUCGACUCCGGAGAAUUUAGCCGAUGGAAACUGGCACAACGUAACGCUUCAUGCUCAUAACCGUAUACUGCAGUUGAUAGUCGACGGUAGGAACGUUAUUGAAGAUCUUGAUUCGGCCGGAGUUCACGACUUCCUAGACCCUUAUCUGACUGUUCUGUCCAUUGGAAAUGUCCGAAGAGAACUAUUUGCAAAUGAUGCCAUGCCCACAUACUUCCAAGGCUGUCUGGCUAACUUUACCAUCAACAGUGAAAUUCAGCCAUUCAACGGAUCAGGCAGCAUUUUCAGGAAAGUAGUUCACCGAGGAAACGUCAUUCCGGGCUGUUUGCUAGCUGGGUUGGGAGCGGCACAGGUUACGGAUCCACUAAGCAUUGGAGUUACGCUUGUGAUCAUAUUCUUCAUUGUGUUGUUGGUAGCAAUCUUGCUGUCAUUCUUAGUGUUCCGUUUGCGGAAGCAGUACAAGGAGAAAAGUGGAGGCCUUGGCGGUCCCUCGGCCAUCCAUUCCAAGCAAAACGGAGGUUCGACUCUUUUAAGCACGUCUCAGUUGGUAUCGUCGGGCAAUCAUAGCGACAUCGGAAGAGGUCUACACGUCAACGAUUUGUCGGUUGUGGGAUAUCAUUCCGAUAACAACGAGAUGUUACGAGGAGUGGGAGGUCAUCAUCUGGUUGGACCCGAAUUGAUCUCUAAGAAAUACAAAGAACGAGAUAUUACUAACAGUGAACCUCAGAGACCACAGCGUCCGGAUAUAAUUGAGCGAGAGGUAGUUAGCAAGAGCCCACCCUUGAGGGAAGAUCAUCAUCCUCCGCUACCACCCCCAAGUCAGUCACAUCAUCCACACGAUCACACAAACCCUGUAGAUCUUGGCUCCGAAUAUCCUGAGCACUACGACUUGGAAAACGCCAGCUCGAUUGCUCCAUCAGACAUUGAUAUAGUUUAUCACUACAAGGGAUAUCGUGAAGCUGGCGGAGUACGUAAGUACAAGGCAACUCCACCUCCAGUAGCGACCUACACCCAUCACAAGCAUCAGACUUCGGCUCAACAGCAGCAUCGCCAUUCGCCACAUCACGCUGGUCCGUAUGCCCCAAGAGUUCCACCGCAGGCUAGCCAACCACCGCCAUCAAAUACUCCUCGUCCACAUCAAACAACACCACUAGCACGACUAUCACCCAGUUCGGAACUCAGUUCCCAGCAACCCAGAAUCCUCACCUUACAUGACAUCUCAGGGAAACCGCUACAGAGUGCCCUCUUAGCCACCACUUCCAGCUCUGGUGGAGUUGGAAAGGAUGCUCUGCACAGCAACAGCGAACGAAGCCUCAACAGUCCGGUGAUGAGUCAACUGUCUGGACAGAGCUCCAGUGCUAGCCGGAAAAAUCCUGGUGUGCCUCAGCAACCUCAGAACGUCAAUUCUGUGGUUCCAGGACCCAUGGGUCUUACGGCUGAGGAGAUUGAAAGGCUCAACUCACGUCCGCGGACAUCCAGCUUGGUGUCAACGCUCGACGCCGUUUCCAGUAGCAGUGAAGCUCCACGAGUGCCAGCUCCUCAUCUAACCCAUAUGCAUCACUCACCGGCAGUCGAUGCUCACAGUUCGACGUCUACCGAUGAGUCCGGUAACGAUAGUUUUACCUGCUCGGAAAUCGAGUACGACAAUAAUAGCAUCAAUGGUGACAAAUACACCAAGAACCGAGACGACACCAACCGUCGAGUGGUGAACGAUAACAACAACAGCAACAAACCACCACACCUACCACCGUCAUCUUACGAUGGAUUCGACUCUUCCUUCCGAGGUUCGCUGAGUACGCUCGUGGCGUCCGACGAUGACCUCUCCAGCCACAUGGUGGGAAUGUACCGGCAACCGAACGGAGCAUCACCAUCAGCCACGGGUUGGGACUACCUUCUGAACUGGGGACCCAACUUUGAAAGCCUGAUGGGGGUGUUCAAGGAUAUUGCCGAACUACCCGACACGGUCAACGGAAGAGUUCCCAGCUCUCUGCGAAUACCAGCUGGAGUACAGAAACCAUCGGAAGAAUACGUGUAGCGCACUGUAGACUUCUUAUCACACGAAUAACGAUUUAAAUAACGUGUAAAUACUAGCGACAACUGAAUUUUAAUUGGUACCUUCUGAGUAUGCCGAAUGGGAAGAAAGGAAGACGUGGAAAGAAGUGCAAACCAACACUUUCCACACUCUCAUUGUGUGCAAAUUUUUGCAUUGCCUUGUAUCAAGGUACGACCUCGAGUUCCAUGUAUACAUAAGCAGUAGGAAGAAAUCGCUGGAGAAAGAUGAAGUGUAAGAUAGAGAACAGCAAGCUUAAUAGUAAUAACGCCAUCUACUGAAAACAUUUGUACGUAUAGGCAAACUGAAAAGUCCUCCAAAUGUGCAUUUAUUACCAUGACACCAGGCGUGUGAGUUUAAGCGUCCCCUUUUCGGCCCAUCGUUCCAUUGGAAAUUGAGCGGGCUCGAGCGGGGGUUUCGAUUUAACUAGAAAACUGAAUCAGUGCUAUGUUUUAUAAUAGAAGUUGUACACAUAAUAAGAUAUUCGCAACGUUUUAAACUGUAAAUAGGCAAUUUUAGCUAAACAAAAAAGAGAAAGAAGAAGAAUCAUCGUAAACUAUCUUGCCAUAUGCUUUUUCGAGUUAACGGAAACUCUUUUAACAAUUUCGUCGCUAGGAGUAUAGAUUAACAUU
Aedes aegypti (yellow fever mosquito) is the source of this 10637-nucleotide messenger RNA. It is a transcript of the gene ft, whose product is annotated as cadherin-related tumor suppressor. The annotation marks the transcript as partial. Gene Ontology annotation, cellular component: plasma membrane. The record is from RefSeq and is a predicted model, not a curated record. Gene Ontology annotation, biological process: homophilic cell-cell adhesion. The transcript is spliced from 8 exons. NCBI's taxonomy places the organism in Eukaryota, Metazoa, Arthropoda, Insecta, Diptera, Culicidae. Gene Ontology annotation, molecular function: calcium ion binding.